This is a messenger RNA of Dromaius novaehollandiae (emu), 12238 nucleotides long. It is a transcript of the gene POU2AF1, whose product is annotated as POU class 2 homeobox associating factor 1. Gene Ontology annotation, cellular component: nucleus. The record is from RefSeq and is a predicted model, not a curated record. The transcript is spliced from 21 exons. Gene Ontology annotation, molecular function: DNA binding; POU domain binding. NCBI's taxonomy places the organism in Eukaryota, Metazoa, Chordata, Aves, Casuariiformes, Dromaiidae. Gene Ontology annotation, biological process: regulation of gene expression. The coding region runs from base 7940 to 9520 and encodes 526 amino acids.
UACAUGAGGGAGGACUGAAGAAAGAUCACCACAUUGUAUACAGUUAUUACUAUGAGGCAUUUGCUACAUUCAUAAAGAUUGCCUGGAGGACAAACAGUGGGCUGUAACAGAAGGUCCAGCUGAAAUGCAAUGACAGACAUAACAGCAAACAGAUUUGCAGGGCUGUGAAGAAAGAUUUUGAACUUCAUGGAAGCUAGUGAUGAAAUCUUCAUUCAGUGCUUGCUACAGUAUAUAUGCAACUUUGCUGCCACAGGAAGGUGAAUGCUUUGCAAUUAUGUUCUCUGCAGGGAAAAAUCUACAGUAUUCCUGGCACACUGGUGUUCAAUUCUCUCUCUGCUGUGUCUGGAUGAAUCUUGUAAUAGUAAAAAGAUUGAUGUUUCAGGAAUAUGCUUUCAGGAUUUGAGAUCUCAUUGGCUGAGUCUGCAGUGUUCAUUUAAACAUCCAAGAAAAAGCCUGUUGAUUUGAGGACACACUUGAAAUGUUAAGGAAUGGCUGUUGGAAGGAUUUGCAGUCUGAAGGACCAUCCCACUUGUUUACUGUGAAACAGCAUGUGUGAUCCCAGAUAUGUUGCGGUCACUGGGACUUUUGUCUGAAUAAGGAGUGCAAAACUGAAUGUCAUAUGAAUGACCACUGCAGAAAGGAAAUUCCACUUGGACAAUCCUCAUCGUUUUGAAGUUGCAGCUCCCCAUUACCACAAAGCAAGCUCAGGAAAAUCGAGAAAACGAAGAGGAAGUGGGCCAUUCCCCUUUUGCAGGGAGUAACUCAGUUGGUCAAAUGUUGAAAAAAACGGAAGAGUUGGGAGGGAGAAAACCGUGGAAAAAUGUUGACACACGUGACUUUGCAGUGAAGCACCAUCCAAGGCAUUUCACCUGCUCAUACAGUUUCACCUGCUUCUCUCAGCAAGUUGCCAGUUUGCUCCUGAGAGAUUGAGCAAAUCUUACUCUUCCUGCAGGACAAGUGGUCAUUUUCAGCAUGAGUCAACAACGUGAUGUAAUUUAAUCUCUUCACAAAGCAGAAGUUGAGGCAGAGUUGUAAGGCUGUUUAGUUCUGACUGAAUUGAAUUUUGACAGAACUUGGAAGGGGAAUUGAAAAGGUCCUCCAAACAGUCAAAACUGCAGUUACAAGCAGACUUGGUGUAGAAGUGGACAAAUCAGACCACAGCCUGAAGAGGAAGACCAAGAGAGAGAAUCAGUGUGCCACUUGGUAUCUGGCAUUUUUGUUGGAUGAUGGAACUUCUCAGUGACCCAGAUGCAUGAAUUUUCAAGUAGAAAAUUCUGGAUUUUAAUGAAUACACGAGUCAUUUCCACUCGUUGCUAUAUGUCUUGUCAUUUCUGCUUAUAUUCUUGCCAUGUUGAUAGCCCUGGUAAGUCUGACACAAUACACAACACAGGAAGACAGCAAUAGGGAAACACUGCAAGUGGUUUCUCUCUUCAAAUGAAGUUCUCUGGAGGGGAAAAUCAAAGUGGCUUAAAAUUGAUUUAUUAUGAUCUGGUUUUAUUUGUUUGGCUGUCAAAUCCUGAAUAAGUAAACUGGAGAGGAAAAAAAAAACCUCUCCAGGCCCCCCCACCUCCCACCAAUUCUUUCCACAGAACCUGUGCAAAUGAAUUCUACUGGGGAUUUGUUGGCUGGGAGAAAGGCUGUUCAUAUGAGCUAAACUCGAACACAUCUGCAUUCAUUAGUCAUAAACAAUCUUUGGCCCUUUACCAGAUGGGGAUAUACAGCAACAUAUUGCUGAAUCACUCGGAUAACUAGCAUAUAACUGAAGAAAAGUAGGAAGAGUCUGGUUGCUAUCAGAGGGGAAAUACAGCUCCCAGACUUUUUUUUAGCAUGUUUUUCCACAGUGACUUUGGUAAUAUUUUUAAAAGUAGUUGCGUAUUUUACCGUUGCACAGGGAUUACACUCAGAAACACGUUUCUACCUGUGUUUACCUCGUUAUUUUCGUUAAAUAGUACUCUUAACAAAAAUACAACUAAGAGCACAAAUGAGUACAUAGCCACAGUAAUGAUAACACUUGAGGGUUGUUUUUUUUUUUUUUUAUCUUACACUAAGAAUUUGAUCACUAAAGAUUAUCUGAUUUUGUCAGGCUUCAGUUGGAUCUCCUAAAUGCAUUGGAAGUUCUUCUGUAUAAGGAAGCUCUGAAAACUGUAUGAAAUUGUUGUAACUGUAGUGUCAUACUGAAGUGAAACUGGGUGAUAUGUAGAAUAGUAACUGGUUAUAGGAGCAGCCUUACAGAAGAGAGUAACUAGGAGCUACCUCCAGUGUCCAGUCAGACUGUGGCUGUAGGCUUUUGCCUGCUGGUCUAACUGCUGAGCGUGUGCAUCAGAGCAGUAACACUGACCAUUUGGUAGCUCACAAAAUUAGUGUGAGAGUCUGCAAUUAGGCCAGAUUAGUCUGACAGGUGCUGUACUAAUGUAUUGUAUAUGAGGCUUCUAACCUCAGAAAGAAAAAAGGUUGAAUGAAUUCUGUUAGCUGAGUAUGGUGUUUUAAGUGAGGAUUCCUGAGGACAGUCUCUCUCGCAUGGCAAACUUUGAGGUAGGGAAAGGCUCAUUUUCAAAGUGCAUUAAGAGGGGAAAUAGCGUGGAAAAUAAAUUAAACUGUAAAGAUAGACUAUGCAAAGCCAUUGACAGGUAAAUGAAAAAGAAAUGGAGGAGUGUGUCAAAUGGAAAAUUAAGUGCCUUAGCUGGCAUUUGCAACAGAACCAUCAAGUACAAUAAAAGCUGGUCUCUGCACCUGCAUUUAAUACAAUAAAAGAUCACCCAGUGAGAGUUCGACUCGCUGAAAGAAAUGAGCAGGCAGUUUUCACAAUUGAGUCCUACAAAAGGAAACCCCCUAAGUUUCCAGGGAACUGAUAAUAUUAAUCAAAUACAUUCUGUGCAUGUAGAGUAAAAGAAAAUAUCCUUCUCAUUCUUCACUGUAAUAGGUCAGGAAAAGGAUUACUGAGAAACAUGUAGCACAGAUAAUUAGGCAGCAGUCAAUUCUGUAUCUUAAAUGAGAAUGUCUGAUUUGAGCAAAAGUUCCCCUCAGAUGUGUUCUUUAAGUGCUGCUGGUAUGCUACUCGUAUGACUUAGGUUGGUGAGACUGCUAAACAUCUGCUGUACUCGAAAUAUCCAUUUUUAUCAGGGUUAAAAAUUUUAUAGAUAGAUGGAUAGCAGAAAAUUCUGCAAACAAUGGUUCAGUUUCAUAGCAGUGUGUCCUAAAUGUGCCUAGAAAUACAGCAGUUUAGCUGACGGUCCAUAACAAAAAUCAGAGCAGAACAUCAUAGAUGGAGCAGAAAAAUGCUGUUGUUUUAGCCGCAUUUGGCUAAGCCAGUUGCAGCAUAGAUUAAUUUUUAGAAAUGAUGGCUUCAAAUCCCCAACGGAUGUGUAUAAUAUCCUCUACAGGAUCCGGGGAAACGAAAGACGUUAUCUCUGCAUUGCUUUCUGAGCUUGUUGCCUCAUUUUUAGCAUUGAAGUUGCAGCAACGGGCCUUAUUGUUUCCCUUAAAGAAGUGUUGGCAGUGGCCGUGAGACUAAUGGAAAAUCUCCCAUGCCUGAGGGGGUUCUGAAAUUAUUCUGAAAUUCUCAUUUGCGGAGGAGAGAUUUGCUUCCUUGCUGUGCAUGCUAUAUCUCCACUGCUUUCCCAGCUCAUUUACUUGUGAGAAGUGCUUUUCUUUUUCUUGCCCUGUACAGAAUAGUAGUUGUACUUCCAACUGUCGGCAGUUCCUGAUGCUUUCAUCAGCUGUUGGCCCACACUGUGAGUGUGUGUAUGUGAGAUGGUGAGCCUCCAGCCACCUCUGAGGUGCGUGGGUUGCCAAAUCAUACACAUCUGGAGUUGCUUGUUCUCUGAGGGUGAAACCCAUCCCAGCACAGGACAGCGAGAGGCAUGUUUGUUUUCCCAGACACAAGUUACUGGUAGUAGUUAAAGACAUCUCUGUACUGAAGCCACUGCUUACAGCACAUGGAACAAAUUUCAAAGCACAUGAGCCCUUCGAAGAGGAAAGUGUCCUUAUUCACCCCAUAACCUCUGUUUGGUCCUGUCCUUCCCAGAGAUGUCUCUCAGUCCUAACUUUCCCAUAUGAAGUGGCACAUAUCAUAUUUACAGAAAGCUUUUGCCUCCAGCUCUGCUUUUAGACAAGAAGUCCUGUACCCUUGGAUGCUCUGGUCACAAGGAGCCAAAGGAGCAGUUUGUUUCUUCAAUAGGUCUGUUUUACUGUAGGUUUUUUAAUAAGACAUGCCUGUGACAUGACUGGAACCUGGGGAAGGCUCAUCGGCAGUGUUGCGUAAUGCUUGUGUAACUGCAGGCAGGACAGCUGCCUCGGUUUUACUGGUGACCCUACAUGGAGUUGCUCUUUGACUUGAAAGAAGAAAUGUAACGUAAAGACCUUGCCAUUGGGUAAGUGCCUGCAUGCAUGCUUGUGAGGGCCAUCCUUAGGUCCUCCAGGGAGCUAUAUGUGAUCUCUCAAACACCUGCCCUGCCAUCUGACUCGUUUUCAGUGGCUGACACUGCAGUUGGUUCUAACAGGCAGGUGUGGCUUGAGCUGUGGUGCUCCCUGAUCCUGCCACUUGAAUGCACAGGGUGGUUAUUGAAAUUACUGAACCAUUCAGGAGUUGAUACAAAGGCUCAAAAACAGAGGGGGGCGGGGGGAAUGGCAAACAAACUGAAAAGAGGAGAGAAAAAAAAAAAAAAAGAAAAACCCCACUGCAGCUGGAGAUGAGGAAGCAUGCUAAGCGUUUCUGAACAGAAGACUUAGCAUGGCAAGAGAGGAGUUUGCUUAGGGUAAAAUGCUUACACUAAUCCUGAGCACUGGAUCCAACUGGGGAAAAAUGCAACCAAUGGAUAGAAAUAGGAAGCAGCCGUAGUUUGCAGACCCUUUCUGAUACGUCUUACUGCUCAUAUUUGUUGUUUUUCGUUUGCUGUUUCAGUGCAUCGCUUGAUUUUUCUUUUCUUUUUUAUAUUUGAAUUUGAGUUGGAGCAGGGUUUUAGGUAAUAGGGUCUCUUUUCCUUUGGAUUGUUACAGGAUUCCUGCCAGUAGCGCAUGCUAGAGGAGAUCAUCCAAGGCUGAGCUGCAAGAUUUGGUCUCUGUGCAUUUGCAAAUCUCCUUUUCUUCACUUUGUCUGUCUCUUACUAACACAGCUGCUGAGCCCUAAAUUACGCUUAUGUGAUCAGAAAGGAGACCAGUAGGUGGCAGCUUUACCCAAGUAAUAAACAUUUAGUAAUAAGCAAACAGAAAUGUGUGUGUAAACAUUAGCUGCAGAAGUGGAUUUCUCUCGCUUUUACUUAACUUAGAGCUUUUCCUUAUACUCUGUUGCCCCUUCAGGCAGUCGAUGGUAGGGUGUCAGGAACACUGACAGCUGUCAUUAAGUGACUGACUCCUGCUGGAGUCAGUGGUACUGUAUUGGACUCAAAAUCAAUUCCGGUCUUUGCAUUCAGCAGGGAAUUGCCCUGAGUGUAUGGGGACUGUUUCCCUUACACAUGCAGCUGGGAUCAUUCAACUCUAGAUACCUCUGCAUCCAAAGGCUGGCAUGUGUUUGGGUGUUUGAAUCUGGCUGCUGGAAUUAUCCACGGACUUGUAGAAGCUGCAAAUCACAUCAUUUUUUUUUAUUAAAUCUUGAAACACAGCUGGAACAGUAACAUUUUUUCCCCCGAAGUAACCACUUUAAAACACAAAAAGGCAGUUUUGCUUCAUGUCAUGAAUGCCCUCACCUCACUAACUAUAAAAGGGCAGAGAAACUUGUCAUUCACACUUUGUUGCUGAACUGGCCUUUUUUUAAUGCCAACAACUUGCUUUUUUGAUUAACAUACAGUUUUGUACUGUCAUGAUAACUCCAAAAAUGAAUAGGUGUAUGCUUGGAAAAUAGCAAGUGGAAUAUAAAGCAUUGCAAGUAGAAUAUGCAAGUGAGAGAGAGCAAGCCUUAGGGUCCUAAAACAACAUUCCUCUUGGAGGCUUCCGUUGUGAUUUGCCAAGAUAGUGACAGAUGUAAUAACAUAAUGGACCCUGAGAUCCAAAUGCCUGGAGAGUGUCAUUAAUAACUUUCAGCUCUCUCAGCUGCCACAUGAAUGUGCCUUCUCACUCCUGUAUUUCAGUCUUCAGAAUUUCUCUGCUUCUGGACAUGAUGCAUUUAAACUAAUCUCAUUGUUAACAGAGAAACAAAAUAAUAGUGAAGUAGGAGUAGACUUGUGACAAAACCGCUCUAGGAUCCUUUUCUUAGUGACCAGAAGCAUAUGCUUCAGAAGAAGGUAAAAAAAAAAAACAAAAACAAAAAAAACCCCUACAGAGUCUGUUCUAGGAUAGUCUUUGUGUAGCACAAACUUGAGCAAUUGGGUAUAGAGAUCCCAUGAACAGUUCCUGCGGUCAAUUUGGCGUUCUUCCCAGAGACAAUUCCAGCAAUCCCUCCUAGAGUUUUAUUUCAUUUUAAGUAAAUUUUAUUUCACCAAAAAUUGCGAUUUCUUCCUCUGUUUCUCCUCACCACUGCCAUCGUUCAUGAUUUCCCUUCUGGAGGAGAGCUUUCAGCUAUGCACAUUUCUCUGGUAUGGGCAGAAAUGCUUCCACUUCACCAAGCUUUUAAUUUUAUGCCUUUUGUCUAGGUGGCUUUUUACUGUUCUUUCUAAUUGGUUGUCAAAUAGGCAAGGACCUUUGUAAAAGUGCUCUCUGUAAGCACCUUGGUGCAACUCUGCAAACUGAAAGUCAGGUUUUCUAAAUGUGGGCUGGCCAGGAACCAGAGUUGAUAAGAUAGAGGUGAGGUUUUUAGUUCCUUUUUUCAUCUGGAUUUGAAAUCAGUUUGAAAAUCCUGUGCCCUUUCUUAAGUAUGAGGGCCAAAUGAAGAUAGAACAGGUUUCCUCCUGCAAUUCAGGAUCAGGAUUUGACUUUUCUUGUGAGGCACAACGUGGGCUCAAGCUUUCAGCAUAAGGUUUAUUGUUCAAAACAAACUGUCUAGAAACAAUCUGAUGGAGGGUUUCUGGCAGAAGGUCUGACCUGCUAAUAGCAAUAAUAUCUAGCAUCGCUUCAAACCCUUUUAAAUUGAACAGCUGCUCCUUCUUUUAGGUCUGGGCAAGCCUGGACCAAUAUCUGAAUGUGAAAGGUAAUGCUGAAGUCCAUGGUUUCCUCUGCUGAGUUGGGCACGUUUUUGGCUGAAUGUGACCUUUUCAGCCACUAAUAAUUCUAUUUGAGAAUGGUUAUUUCCACUGUGUGAGCUGAACACGAGUGUGGGCUCUUAGCAGAAUGACUUUCUAGGGCUUGCCUUUGUCUGCAUGCAGUCAGAUGUGAUACUCUCAAAGUGCGUUUCAUCUGAAGUUCACGUCAACAGUAACAUGAAUUUUGAAUGAAAACCACUUUGAGAAAUGGUGAAUAUAGGUCGUGAGAAGUAUCAGUCUUUUCAUGUUAUGCAGUCUUCCUUGUUCAUCUGUGGUUUCUGGGUUUUGUUUUUUUGGUUGUUUUUUUUUUUCUUUUGUUCUGCUCCUGUGAGGAGAAAGAGAAGCUCUUAAAAAUAUGGUGGUGAGAGCCCCUUCAAAGAAAUGCUUUUCUUCGGCAGCCUCACAAAAGAGGGACUGAAGACUUUAUUGCAGCAUAUUGCUGGCUUUUAUGCAGGACAGCUGCAAAAGGAAGCCUGUUUGAGAGACUCCAGCGGGAACAUGGAACAAACCUUUUUACUGCCUCUGUUCCAUAACCGGUCCCCCAGCUUUCUUGCUCUCUCACACUGCCAACUUCCAGAGCUAGUCAUGCGAUUUAUAUCUUUGCACAGAAUUCUCUUGAGGAUGCUGGGAAAUAGCUUUGUUUAGGCUGUUGUGUGCAGAACCUUUGAAGGGUUGUGCCUGAUGUUAGGCCUGAUCAGUGCAAAAAAUAUGUACAGCAACCCUGGAGUAAAAGUGGAAUGCCCCAAGGUCAGAUCCUCAGCACCUGAGAAAUCCCAAAGCUUACGAUGACUUACACUGCCCAAGAAGCUUAUUGCUGGAGCUGAGCAGAUAUGAAGGCUGCAUCAUUUGUUCCUUAUCAAAACAGAGCUUCUUCUCCAGAACAACAGCCUCAGCCUCGCCCCUAUCAAGGUGUCCGUGUCAAAGAGCCGGUGAAGGAGCUAUUGAAGAGGAAACGGGGAAAUGUUCAUAAUGCCAAUGCAACGGCUGCUACAACGGUUGUUUUACCCCAUCAGCCGCUUCCUUCAUAUUCACCAAUAGGCCAGCCUUGCAUUGAUAUGGAUGUUGCUGCCUCUGCAUUGCCUGUCACAGAUGAAGGAGCGCUCUGUUCUGGUUGGCUCUCCCAGCCCUCUCCCACAUCCUUACAGCCUUUAACUCAGUGGACCACUUACCCCGAUUAUGUGUCCCAUGAAGCAGUCAGCUGUCCAUACACAGCAGAUAUGUAUGUUCAGCCCAUGUGUCCCAGCUACACGCUUGUUGGACCUUCAUCUGUUCUGACUUACGCUUCUCAACCGCUGAUCACCAAUUUUGCACCCAGAAGCACCACCCCGGCAGUAGUGCCUCAGCUCGAGGUGACGGAUCAACAGGCACCCCUCACGUAUUUCCCGUGGGCACAGCCCCUCUCUGCGCUGCCAGCCUCCACCUUGCAGUACCAGCCGGCUUCCUCCGCGCUUCCCGGGCCGCAGUUCGUACCCUUGCCAAUCUCCAUUCCCGAGCCAGCCCCCCAGGAGCUGGAGGAUGCCAGGCGAGUCAUUGGCACGCUGCCCAUUGAGAAGCUGCUUCUGGAAGAUGAAGACAAUGAUACAAUUCUACAUAUUUAUGCAGCUAAAGGUAUGAGGGCGUUUACGCUGGCAGCUGCAGAACGAAUGAAAGAGCUGCAAAGACUUGAUGCCAAGGAGCACAGAGGAAAGACUCCUCUGCUGGUGGCUGUCACGGCCAGACAGCCAGCUAUUGUCUGCGAUUUGAUCCAGAUAGGAGCAGAUGUUAAUGCUGUAGACAACAAAGGACAGUCAGCUUUACAUCUUGCUGCAACAUAUGGGUAUGCCCAGGUUCUCCAGGUUAUACUGUCACUAGGUUUCCCUCUUGAUUUAGAAAUGAAGGAUUUUGAAGGCCAUACCCCGCUGCACUGUGCCGUUCUGGCCCAUAACGCCCUGCUCCGGGAGCAGCAGUGCCGCCACACCAUGGCGGAGCAUCGGCAGAAGGAUGUUCAGCGCCAGAGUGAAGAGCUGGAGUCCUGUAUCCACCUCCUGGUGCAGACGGGAGCCUCCAUCUACAGCCGGGAUGUGAAAAGCAACAAGACAGUUCUUCAUUAUACAGUCCAGGAUGGAAACAUCUCCCUGCUCAGAUACUUCUUGGAGCUGAACUCUUUCAAGUCCAAGGAUUUUGUCAACAACAAGGCUCACGGCAACACAGCUUUGCAUAUGGCAGCUGCAUUGCAUCAUGACAAGAACCAGAAAGAAAUCAUCCAGUUGCUCCUUGACCACGGGGCAGACCCGAGCAUCCGAAACUUAGACAACGAUCAGCCAAUCCACAUGGCUCCUCCUGGGAAGGCUGGGGAUCAGAUAAGGCAUUUGCUGAAGAAAGGGAGAGUUGCAUCUGCAUUUGUUUCCUGUCACCGAAAUGCCAGAUCAUAGGUUGCCUGCAGUUUCUGGCCUGGCUUCAACUUCAGCUUGCUGGUUGCACAAGGUCUUUUAAAAAAGCUGUGAGGAUGGUCAACCAGAGUGUCUCUGUCCCUAGAGUUUUUAAACCAAGGUGACGUGACAGUGUUUCUCAACCUGUGGACCACUAGCAGCAUGUAAUGUAUCAUAGAUGGACUUCGAAAUGAUUGAAAGCUUUAUGGCAAAAGAACUGACAAGCCUCAAACAUACUGUAUUGCUUGUAAGCAAGAAGACAAGCAAAAUGAAUGGCUGCUACAUAGACGUACAGCCAAACUUUGAUUUCGUGGCAAUUGAAAACUGUGGUGGCAAGAGAACACAAGACUGUCCUUUAGAUAAAAAAGGCUGAGAAACACUGCUCUAACACAUGCUAGAACUGUGCCUCUUGUUAGGUCCUGUACAGAGGUACUGGGUGAAACGCUGAAGCCUUUGUGGUGUGCAGUUAUCCCAACUGUCCCUGCUAGCCUGAAAAUGCCAAGCCAGGCCAAGGAGUUAUCCUUGGCAUGGCUGUAUCACGUCUGAGUGAGCAGAAGAACAUCUGAGCACAGCACCUUCAAGUGAGAGUUUCUGGAGUUGCUGCUAACCCCUUUCUUGGCACUUCGUGGAGGAAAGCUGAAGCAGCUCGUCGUUGCUACAGUCCCUCACCCCGCUCUAAGAAAGGAAAACAGAUGUCUGUAAGAGUGAGUGUGUGGGGCAGGCUCCCAGCAGCGGUGGUUCGUGUGGCUCCUGAGAGCUUCCCAGUGGAAGGGAUGCUUCCGAGACAUCUGAUCUGAGCCAGCUCUGAUGGCAAAGCGCAGUGGAAAGUGUGGCUCUGAAAGCACCCUGGAGCGGGGACCUGAACCCGCGUUUGAGCUCAUGCCUUGCAGUGCAGGAGAUGGAGUCCUCAACAGCAUUUAGGGAUGGACGUGGCAGAAAAGCUUUGAGUGGUGUGGGCCUGAGCACAGGAUCAAGGUGCAAUGUGGAAAGUGCUCUCCUAUUCCUUUGCUUAUCUUAGGGGGCAUUUUAAUAGAUUCUUAUUCUUUCUGUGAAAUGAUUUGUGAAUUGCUGUGCAAUCAACCAGCAAUGAUGUCUCUGCUGGGUCACCAGGAGUGAAAGUAAAUGCCUAAGGGGAGGGAAAGCUAUGUUUUGACAACCCAUUCACGAAGGGUGGCUUAUCUCUAGUGAGUGUUCUGAAUUUGCUGUUUUUUCAGUGUUGCACAAGUUAUUUCUUCUAACAGGACUGAACAAAAAGGUAAAGGGCAGAUCCUCUUAAAUCACUGCAGUAACUUCCUUGAUCAUCCACUGACUGACUCCUCUGCAAGACUGGGGUUUCUAAAGCACUUGUGAGUUUUGCAAACCUAGACUGUUUAAACAACUGUUUAGCAGGCUGGAACAAAAGCUCUUAAGAAAUGCAGAUAUCCUGAUUAGAGAUCUCUGUGACUUUCUCAGCCCUCCUCCUUGCUGUUUUUGCUACUGGUUCUCAGUACAUCAUGCCUACAAACCUGCCAACAUCCUCUGACAAAAAAAGUAGACUUGUAUUUGCAUGUGUUUGCAUAAAUUUGCAUACAUCUGGGCACAGGCCAGCUAAAGCAUGUGCUUUCUUACUUUGAAGCGAUGCUGUAACAAGCCCUGGAUCAAGUGAUAACUGCAUUUGUGACUCAGUGCUAUGUGUCAAGUCAAAAAUGGUCAAUAAAUUAUCUAUUUCUUGAACUUGCUAGCAACAGAAUUGUAAAUCUGUGACUAAGACUUGGCAUGGGAUGCACUAGGGAACAUCCCUCUUUGCAUAAAAGCUUUUUGCCUUCUAGAAGUGUCUGUGAGAUGACAGAAGUUCUUCUGCAGCAAGUGAAAAAAAUACAUGAGCUCUUCUCCAGAAUGGUUGAUGUCUUUAUCGUUUCACCUGCCCAUAUUUAAUACAGAGCAACACGACUGGGGAGUUGUAGUCCGUAAACAUCGCCAUCUCCAGCAUAUCAGGGAAAAUACCGCUCUGGGAAGGGAUGGAUGUAGCUCCGCUCCGAGCACCUCACUGGCCGCCUGUGUUCCUCAGAGGUGAGAGAUGACAUUUGCAGAGGGAAGAUCCCGUGACUGACCCAGAAAAGAUUCCUUCUCACUACAGACAUCUCCUUGUUCAGCUUCCCAAAGUUCGUGCAUCAGAGACCUGCUCCGAAGCCAGCCACAAUCAACGAACUGUUCGUAUUGUCUUUGGACAGGAUCCAUGAGACAGCUGGUGGCUGCCGCUUCCCCGUGCAUGUAAAGCACCUUUCCCUUUCCCUGUCAAGCCAGCCGACUCCUGGCCUGUGUAUCAAGGAAAUUCCUUCUAAGGCCCAAAAUGGGUCUGGGUGUUAAGUCUUCUGUGCUGGGGUGAAUUUCAUUGACUUGGGUAGUAUCUUAUUUCGCAGUUCAUCUUUCAAUUUUGUUGUGACUGUUUCGGGGAGAAUGUUCCUUGUAUAACUUUAGCAGUACUGGCAGUGUGUGAUUCCCCUUUAUUUGCACAGUUUAUUCCUUCCUACCUGUGGCUUUGGAUAAGUUGCUAAUAACAAAGGCUUGUUAUCACUAAACAAAUGUUCUGAAGUGGUACCACGGAAAAGUCACCAGUUGGUUGGUAAGGAAAAUUUUUUUGAUCAAAUACUCUGUGUAACUGGAAAAGAACCUGAAAAUAAGAACCUUUUAUUUUCUCUGAAAUUGUGUGUUAUUUCUGGGGUCGUUUAUGGCUUUUGUAAG